This is a messenger RNA of Python bivittatus (Burmese python), 1956 nucleotides long. Lineage: Eukaryota; Metazoa; Chordata; Lepidosauria; Squamata; Pythonidae. The record is from RefSeq and is a predicted model, not a curated record.
AUGCAUGGCUUUGUAAGGAAAACCUUUACUUGUUCAUCCACUAAGGAUGCCUUUUCGGUGAAACUGUGGAGUCGGUGCAGACAGAGAGAAGAACUGGAGCCUCUGCCCCAAGAGGAGAGUGAUCGGAUCCAGGCUUUGGACAACUUUCUCAUUCACAACGCGAUCUGGGCUGUGGGACGGGCCUUACAUUCAGCGUCUGUAUCCAGGUCCAAGAGAUCACUCCACUCCUUCCUUCAAAACUCUCCGCUUCACAAUCAUUCCAUGGGUGGAGUAUACCUGGAUGAGAAAGGAGAUCUGACAGCUGACCUGGACAUUGUGAACUGGGUAGUUUUCCCCAACAAAUCGGUCAAGAGAGUGAAAUCUGGGAGUCUAGAAAACCAGGCAUCUCAGGAUUUUAAAUUUACCAUCGACCAGGAGAGUAUCGCCCAGGUGAAAAUGCUGACCAAGCCCCUGCCUCCUUCCCGGUGUGUGGAACGCUGUCGUCCUGGAUUCCGGAAGGUGGCUCAAGAAGGGAAGCCUGUCUGCUGCUACGACUGUCUUCCUUGUGCAGAAGGAACCAUCUCCACCAGGGAAGAUGCUGAAAAAUGCACCAAAUGUCCAGCAGAUCAGCAUCCAAAUAUCAACCGAGUUGACUGUAUACCGAAGAUUGACACUUUCUUAUCCUAUCAAGAAAAUUUUGGGAUGAUCCUAGCUUCCCUUGCCUUGUUCCUGUCUUUGGUAACAAGCUUAAUCUUGGGAAUCUUCAUUAAAUUCCAAGAAACUCCCAUAGUCAAAGCUAACAAUCGAGACCUCUCCUACAUCCUCCUUGUCUCCCUCCUGCUUUCCUUCUUGACCUCCUUCCUAUUUAUUGGCCAGCCAAGGAGAGCCACUUGCCUUCUCCAACAACCAGCAUUCAGCAAGAUCUUCUCAGUUGCUAUUUCUACUGUCUUGGCCAAAACAGUCACGGUGGUGUUAGCCUUCUUGGCCACAAAACCAGGGAAUAAAGUGCAGAGAUGGCUGGGGAAGAACCUGGCCAAUUCUAUCAUCCUUUCUUGCUCUGGUGUCCAAGUUGUCCUCUGCAGCCUCUGGUUGGGAAUUUCUCCCCCAUUCCCUGAGUCUGACAUGUUCUCACAAUCUGGGGAGAUCAUCCUGCAAUGUAACGAAGGCUCUGUUGCCAUCUUCUACCUUGCCCUUGGCUACAUGGGCUUCCUGGUUAUCAUCUCCUUCAUGGUGGCUUUCCUGGCCAGGAAUCUACCUGGGGUCUUCAACGAAGCCAAGAUGAUCACCUUCAGCAUGCUGGUCUUCUGCAGUGUCUGGGUCUCCUUUGUGCCAACUUACCUGAGCACCAAGGGGAAGUACAUGGUAGCCGUGCAGGUCUUCUCCAUCUUGGCCUCCAGUGCUGGCCUGUUGUGCUUCAUUUUCAUCCCCAAGUGUUACAUUAUUUUCCUAAGACCAGAUUUGAAUACAAACGAACAUUUAUUAUUUUAUAAGCCCGACUCUCAGGGAUCCAAUUACCUGAGCAUGAAAGAGAAGCCCAUGUUGGCCAAGGAGCUCUUCUCCAUCUUGGCCUCCAGUACUGGCCUCCUGAGCUGCAUCUUUAUCCCCAAGGGCUACUUGGUCAAGCCUAAUGAAGCCUUUCGGAUGCUCAAAGCCAAAUGCCUCCUGACUCUGGAGCAGGGCGAGGUGGACCCGCAGAAUCACUACAAGCCAGGAGAUUAUUACAUUAGUGGCAUAGUCUCUGCAAUGAAGCUCCACUCCUUCCUUCAAAACUCUCUGCUUCACAAUCAUUCCAUGGAUGGGGUAUAUCUGGAUGAGAAAGGAGAUCUGACAGCUGACCUGGACAUUGUGAGCUGGGUAGUUUUCCCCAACAAAUCGGUCAAGAGAGUGAAAUCUGGGAGUCUAGAAAAACAGGCAUCUCAGGAUUUUAAAUUUACCAUAGACCAGCAGAGUAUCACCCAGGUGGAAAUGCUGACCAAG